UUGCUGUAGUACUCACAUCUUGAACGCAGACCCAUCAACUCAUCCAACCAUGUCUGCUGAACUCACAAAAGUCGAUUCCGCCAUCGCUGGCUUGUCGAUAUCCCCCAAGGACGAAAAAGCCCCAGACAAGGUAGAAAAGAAGUCUCAUCGACGUACCUCUUCGGCUGCCGCGGGGGGUAUCUGGAACAUCAAGGACUUAGAAGAGAAGAAGAUCGAGUUGACCUUGCCGAUCGAGACACAAAAGACAGGAUGGAAGCUCAACACAUCUCCCAGCACAAUUGAGGACAGGGACAUUCUCAAACUGUAUCUUGUCAACCCGCCAGUCAAGAAGAUCGACCUGCACUUCCCGUUAGGGCUGUCCGUAGUGGCUCGUAACAUGAAAGGUGUCACCGUCAAAGACGCGCUGGACGCGAUCUACAAGCAAUACAAGAAGAAGGCCGAUGACGAAAUGGAAAAGCCCUACCUCGCUGGUUUCGAGUGGGACAAGGAUGAGUCCUGGACAAGCCUGAUCGUUCAUCAGACCAAGCAAGGUCCGCCUCAGCAGACGAGCAGCAAGAAGUCCAAGAAGAAGAAGAGUGACGCAUAGAAGCAGCGCUUCCUCUCACUGGCAUCCGAGAUAUCGGACUAUCGCUUUCAAGCUGUCAUUACUUUAUUCAUACGCCUGACUAUGCCUUUCCUACCUGGCUACGGCCUUACGUCAGGGGAAGCAUAGCAUGGAGCGGAUGCUGGUGUUGUUUUCGUCUUGCCUGUCAUUUCUUCUCCGGAGUUUUUCUGUUCUUUUCAGUUCUACCACCUUCUGGCCGGUUCGAACAGAACGCAGGCUCUUCUGCAGUCAUCUGUUCCUGGUUUAUCCCACUAGUAUCCUGGAGGUUCACUUGUCAGUGGUGGACUCUAUCUUCCAGGUGUAUUUCCACUCACUCUAAUAUGUACCCAGCAUUCAAGAAACCACAUUCCAAUAUGGUAACCGUACCUAGUA
Aspergillus campestris IBT 28561 is the source of this 976-nucleotide messenger RNA. RefSeq lists its product as uncharacterized. The record is from RefSeq and is a predicted model, not a curated record. Lineage: Eukaryota; Fungi; Ascomycota; Eurotiomycetes; Eurotiales; Aspergillaceae. The transcript is spliced from 4 exons. Bases 50 to 586 code for a protein of 178 amino acids.